Messenger RNA from Mesocestoides corti, 915 nucleotides. NCBI's taxonomy places the organism in Eukaryota, Metazoa, Platyhelminthes, Cestoda, Cyclophyllidea, Mesocestoididae. The record is from the annotation of a GenBank genome assembly.
AUGCAUCUGCGCACUACUUUUUCUUGCAAAGUUGUUUUUUUAGUGUUUCCGCAGUUUAAGCGGACUAACUAUGCAUCGACCCGCAAAAAUUUGCUUCUUGACAAAGACACGAAGGUGAUAUGUCAAGGUUUCACCGGGAAACAGGGCACGUUCCACUCGGAGCAGACCAUAAAAUAUGGCACCAAGCUGGUCGGUGGAGUCUCACCCGGCAAAGGUGGCCAAACCCAUCUGGGUCUCCCGGUUUUUAAUACAGUCGGUGAAGCGAAGGAAGCAACGGGCGCCACCGCUACCGUGAUUUACGUGCCGCCUCAAUUCGCUGCCAAAGCCAUCGACGAAGCGAUGGAAGCUGAGAUGCCCCUUAUUGUGUGCAUUACCGAAGGGAUUCCCCAACACGAUAUGAUCCAUGUUAAACAUCGACUCGUUCGCCAAUCGAAGUCUCGUCUCCUUGGGCCAAACUGUCCUGGAAUAAUUAAACCAGGGGCCUGCAAAAUCGGAAUCAUGCCUGGUCACAGCCACGCUCCCGGCCAUAUCGGUAUCGUGUCCAGAUCUGGUACACUCACCUACGAGGCAGUGCACCAGACGACCCAGUCUGGCCUGGGUCAGUCGCUCUGUAUUGGUAUCGGUGGCGACCCUUUCAACGGGACGGACUUUAUCGAUUGCCUCGAGGUCUUUCUCCACGAUCCUAACACAGAGGGCAUCAUAAUGAUCGGCGAAAUCGGCGGCCAAGCGGAGGAGGAGGCCGCUGAGUACCUGAAACAACACAACAGUGGACCCAAUAAGAAACCCGUGGUGUCGUUCAUAGCUGGCGUGACUGCGCCGCCGGGCCGUAGAAUGGGUCACGCGGGCGCCAUUAUCGCCGGAGGCAAGGGCGACGCGAAGUCGAAGAUCGCCGCCCUUGAGGAAGCCGGCGUCAUC